AUGUUUCACCUCAACACUUUCCUCAAUCUUCCAUUAAGCUUUCUUCAUCUCAAGCAAAUCCACUGCUUACUCUUCACUUCUCCGAUCUUCUACACUCACCGUGAUCUCUUCCUCUCCCGUCUCCUCCGUCGCUGCACUGAAUUCCGCUACAAUCGUCGUCUACUAUGUCAAAUCCAAAGUCCAAGCAUUCAACUAUGGGAUUCGCUCGUCGGUCACUUCUCCGGUGGGAGUUCGCUCAACAAUCGUCGGUUAUGCUUUCUCGCUUAUGUUCAAUUGCUGCGAAACGGCGUUUUCCCUAGCCGCCACACGUUUCCACCGCUUCUCAAAGCGGUUUCUAGAUCCAGAGACGCGAAUCCGUUUCAGUUUCAUGCUCAUAUAGGGAAAUUAGGGUUUGAUUCGGAUCUUUUCGUGAGGAAUUCGUUGAUUUCGUGUUAUUCUAAUUCUGGGUUAUUCGAUUAUGGAUUUCGAGUUUUUGAUGGAACUGAAGAUAAAGACGUUGUUUCUUGGACGGCGAUGAUUGAUGGGUUUGUGAGAAACGAUAAUGCUUUAGAAGCAAUGGCUUGUUUCGUGGAGAUGAAGAAGACUGGAAUUGCUGCGAAUGAAAUGACUGUUGUUAGUGUCUUGAGCGCUGCGUCGAAAGCUGAAGACGUUCGAUUUGGGAGAAGCAUUCAUGGGUUUUACUUAGAGACAGGAAGAGUGAUGAAAUGUGAUGUGUUUAUAGGGAGUACUCUGGUUGAUAUGUAUGUAAAAUGUGGUUGUUAUGAUGAUGCACAGAAAGUGUUUGAUGAAAUGCCGAACCGAAAUGUGGUUACUUGGACCUCGUUGAUUGCUGGAUACGUGCAAGGUCGUUGCUUCGAGAAAGGACUGUCUGUUUUCGAAGAGAUGUUAAAGAGUGAUGUUAUGCCUAAUGUGAAGACUCUAAGUAGUGUUCUUUCAGCUUGCGCUCACUUAGGGGCACUUCAUCAAGGAAGAAGGGUGCAUUGUUAUAUGAUUAAGAAUUCGAUUGAGAUAAAUAAUACAAUGGGAACAACAUUGAUUGAUCUUUAUGCUAAGUGUGGGUUUUUAGAGGAAGCUAAAUUGGUUUUCGAGAGACUUCCUGAGGGAAAUGUGUAUACUUGGACUGCGAUGAUUAAUGGACUUGCAGCGCAGGGAUAUGCAAAAGACGCAUUUGAUCUCUUUCAGAACAUGUUAAAGAGUCAUGUUUUACCAAAUGAAGUUACUUUUAUCGCUGUCUUAAGCGCCUGUGCUCAUGGUGGACUCGUUGAAGAGGGUAAAAACCUUUUCAUGAGCAUGAAGGAACGUUUUAAUUUGGAGCCAAAUGUGGAUCACUAUGCAUGUAUGGUUGAUUUACUUGGAAGAAAAGGUUUGCUAGAAGAGGCAAAGGCUUUAAUAGAGAGAAUGCCAAUGGAGCCAACAUAUGCGGUAUGGGGAGCUUUGUUCGGGUCUUGUGUGAUACACAAGAACUACGAGUUAGGUAAAUAUGCAGCCUCCCGUGUGAUCAAACUGCAACCUAAUCACAGCGGGAGUUACACGCUCUUGGCUAACUUGCAUUCAGAAUACCGAAACUGGGAUGAAGUCGCUCGGGUAAGAAAGCAAAUGAAAGAUAAACAGAUGGUGAAGCCGCCGGGAUUUUGCUUGAUCGAAGUGAAAGGUAAGCUUCAUAAUUUCAUAUCUUUUGAUCACAAAAAACGUCACGAAUCUGAUGAUUUGUACAAGACUUUGGACAACAUUGGGAUGCAAAUGAGAUUUUGCCAUACGAAUUUCGAAGAUUUGAUCUUAUAA
Arabis nemorensis is the source of this 1782-nucleotide messenger RNA. NCBI's taxonomy places the organism in Eukaryota, Viridiplantae, Streptophyta, Magnoliopsida, Brassicales, Brassicaceae. The record is from the annotation of a GenBank genome assembly.